CAGUUGAACAUGUAGUAACAGGGGUGGACUCUGAAGGCAUGACCUCUGCCUGCCAGGGCCAAAUCAGCCCUUAUUGUACCGAUGUGUAUACACCAAUACUUGAUAUCAUCCAUGAUUGUGCAGGUGAUGGAAUCCUUCCAUACAAAGCUUAUGUUGGAUCUGAUGAUACCGAUGGAGUUGGUAUGGCUUAUCGAGUAACCGCUGAUCACUUACGAAUGAUAUAUGCUGCUACUGCUAAAGAUACACAGAUCGGAGAAAGGGGAAGAGAGUUUUUGCUCAAGAUUAUUGAUGGACAAGCAGUUCGACUUGGUGUUGAGAAGCUGAAGAUGUGCCAAGAAAAUUAUGCUAACUGCAACCUCCUAAUAAAACAACCAAAAAGAAGAAAACAAAGGAUCAGGCAGGAACAGAUCAGGACAAUGUAGAGCCCAGCCCUCCCACAACAUGGUACAAG
Molecule: messenger RNA, 451 nt
Organism: Triticum dicoccoides
Lineage: Eukaryota; Viridiplantae; Streptophyta; Magnoliopsida; Poales; Poaceae
Product: alanine--tRNA ligase-like
Exons: 4
Coding region: 39-422 (127 amino acids)
Biological process (GO): alanyl-tRNA aminoacylation
Cellular component (GO): chloroplast; cytoplasm; mitochondrion
Molecular function (GO): alanine-tRNA ligase activity; ATP binding; aminoacyl-tRNA deacylase activity
Source: RefSeq, a predicted model, not a curated record